ACUAUACAAAUGCGAGGACGAAGCUUGAGUCCAUUAUCCGAUGAUUUUCUUGAGACAGAAGAGUCAUCUGAUGGAUCGGAGGAGAUUGGAUAUGAUUCUGCUCCUGUACUGGAAUUAAUGGCAAAUGUGGAAAAUGAAAAUAUUGAAUUGGCAGUAAAAGAUCGUAUGGAUUACAUUAUUGCAGUUGUAUGUGGUGACGUCGAAAAAGCUCCGUUAUUAGAGGACAGCAAAUAUGAACUGAAUAUACAAAUUUUGCGUAAUGAAUGCUCUUCGAGGCCGCAAGUGCGACCGAAAGGACGUCCACGUCUUAGCCACGGGAAGACAGGACAGCUUUCAAAAAUGAGCCCAUCAGUUUCGAAAAAGAAAAAGCACGGUCCACCUAUAUGGCUUCGCACAGCGCGUAAACGCGUGGUGGAAAAUGUAACAGUAGAUCAAAUGGCUGGCCCUAGCAAGGUUUCGCACGAGAGUGAUGAAGAGACAAAACACGAGGUUGAACUACCGAAAAAACGUGGUAGGGGACGUAAACCAAAACCAAAAGCUGAACAGACACCGAAGAAUGAUAUUGAGAAGGAUGAGCUGAGUGGAAAUAGUGACGAAGCUGAAGAUGGUCGUAAACAGCGUCCUUCACGUCAGCGUCGUAAACCAAACUGGAUUAAUGAAAAUUAUGUUACUGGUUUUAAGAAUAAACGUGCUCGUCGUGAUGAUGAUGAUGUGGAUUUGGAAUAUGCGCAACCAAAAGGGCAAAGUCGACCAUCAUCGAGAACCGGACAAAGUCGACCGCCAUCGAGGACUGAAUCGAAAUGUACUAAAAGUGCAGAUAGUCAACGCUCAACUCCAGUUGAACUUUGUAGUACCAUUCCUGGUAUUCAGUCGGAGGCAAGCAGCGAAGAAACAUCAAACUCAUCAACUCCUGCACCACAUGAAAGCACAUAUAAUAUUGCGACUAGUAGCAAUGACAAUAGUGCAAUACGAUCGUCAUUUCCCUUGUCGUCAACUGGAUUGUCCUCAACUGAUGCUGAAAAUGGCAGAGAUAUAAUGGUGAUGCUUUCAUCUUCGAAAAAUGUGACCAGUAAUAGCAAGAAAACGUGUCGUUUACAGUAUACUCCACGUGCACGAAGAAUGAAAUAUGGAGAUGAUCUAUUAUCCAAUGUCGAUGAAGAUGAAAUAGCGUGUACCUCAUCAAAAGAUACCAAGGGACAGGCAUCGAACGACAGCGCAAACGUAGCAUCAGGGGAUGGACGCCCCAUAUCACAAUCUCGUCGUAAACAAGAUCUCUCAACAAUCCGUGAAAAUAAUGAUGAAGUUAUGAUUGUACGGUAUUCAAACGGUGAAGCAUCCCUUCCCAAGGAUCUCUCUGAAAUUCCUGUCUACCUUACUGAAACACAACGCGAUUUAUUUUUCUCAUUUAUCCGUCCUGCUUCGCCUUCAAGUGAUGGCGCAUCAAGUGCCCAUAAGUGCAUGCAAUGCGGCGACAUUAUUGCGAAUAUAUCAGAGGGACGACGGCAUGCUGUGAGUCAUUUGCGUAUCAUGCGUUUACGUUGCUCAUUGUGUGGAUGCGGUUCAUUUUUCUGUUCCGACAUGCGAACUCACUUGCAAUAUAGACAUUGUGAUAAAUUGCAUCUUGCACCAAGAGGUUACGUAUUGCCGGGCAAUGUCCUGCCGUGUAUGACACAGAGACAAGCUGAUGAUCUUACACGAGUUGUGGACGCAAUGAAGCCGGGCCGUGUUAUGUAUACUUCGGGAAAAAUUAUUAGCUCAACUAAUCCAAAACCGUAUUACCCGGAUCCGAUAAUUGAAGAACGUGUUCUUGGCACACUUUUGCCGGAAAUCGAUGCCAGUAAUGAUCAGGGUCGAAAUAUUUCAACAAUUACUACAGGAAAUAUAAAUGCUGCUGUUGGAAAAUCAUAA
Messenger RNA from Cercopithifilaria johnstoni, 1908 nucleotides. Lineage: Eukaryota; Metazoa; Nematoda; Chromadorea; Rhabditida; Onchocercidae. The record is from the annotation of a GenBank genome assembly.